Molecule: messenger RNA, 193 nt
Organism: Diversispora eburnea
Lineage: Eukaryota; Fungi; Glomeromycota; Glomeromycetes; Diversisporales; Diversisporaceae
Source: the annotation of a GenBank genome assembly
CAUUGAACGUGAGGAGGAAGGUGAAAAAGUUGAAGAGGUGUGGUAUCCAUUAAAUGAGGAAGAACUUGAUGUGUUUUUGGGGAGGAAGAGGGUGACAUGGGGUGAAAACGAAGUUAGGGAAUUUAGAGAAUAUGAAACUAGAAGAGAGAAGUGGUGGAGAAAGUUGAAGGAAUAUAUGCAUGUAAAGUUGUAG